UUGUCAAGUUUCGUAGGUAGUUCUUUCAAAGUGUCAGCCUUCGUGAACUCUAGUCUUUUUCAUCGGCAUCCGUUAACCGGUCUAUCGAGAUCCACAAGGAAGGCGCUUGGUAAGCUCCUGGUCGCAGUAGGUCUCACGACCAGUGUCGGGCCUAUAACCUCACCCCAGCGACGAUGGGCCUCUAUGGCAUAUCCAGCCUGCUCGUCAUGCAGAGGCGUUUCUGUCAUUUAUGAAAGAAAUCUUGUUGCAGUUAAAUGUAAAAUUGUGUCAAUGACCAUGCAAACAUGUAAGGUAAGUGCAUAUUUUUUAGAAUGUGGGCAAAGAGUCAUUUUCCAGGUGCAUGUGCCAAAUGAUGGACUGAAACUUAACUUUACGAACGACUUUCAAGUAGAGUCAGGUGCCGACUGCGCACGGCGCUGCUACAACAGCGACAAGUCACCGGUGGGAGUCACUCACGGCGUAUGCUUGAUGACCGAACAGAGUUAUCCAUGCGCCGAAGGUCGGCCGUACGUUGCUCAGCAUUACAGCUCUACCCCAUUCAUCAUUUCGUGCGUGAGAUGCACCCGUAAGCAGCAGGACACCUCCUCGCUGAUGCAGUGCGUCCACCGGUGCGCCGAUAUGCAUUGCACGCUGGCCGCAUACAGCCGAAAAUCCGCAAAGGGCAACUGCCUGCUAACGAAUAAAACCGUCGCUGCCGCGACCCAAAACUGCCAGCAACCUCUGUCUGAAGCUACCGUGGAAACCGACGGAGAACUGCCCAUACUCAUAGACUGCGUCAAGUGUAUAGGAUAA
Molecule: messenger RNA, 792 nt
Organism: Soboliphyme baturini
Lineage: Eukaryota; Metazoa; Nematoda; Enoplea; Dioctophymatida; Soboliphymatidae
Source: the annotation of a GenBank genome assembly